Molecule: messenger RNA, 2221 nt
Organism: Sclerotinia trifoliorum
Lineage: Eukaryota; Fungi; Ascomycota; Leotiomycetes; Helotiales; Sclerotiniaceae
Source: the annotation of a GenBank genome assembly
UAAUGGAUUCAUUCGUAUUUCUUUGCCUUUUCCGCUUCUUGCUUUCCGAGAUCUGAAAUGGUGACCACUUAUUAGUAUCAAGCCUCCCAAGAUCUUUUUCCUCUUUUAUUUCUUCGUUUUUUAUCAUUUUACGUUCGAUCGUUCCACCGUUGGUAACUAUGGCGUACUCUUCAUUCCUGCUCGUUGUUUCUGCUGUGAUUUUUGCAUGUUAUAUCUUUUAUGACCGUCUUUCCAAGAAGGUCAAAAUACCUGAUGGCGCCAAGUCAUUGCCGGGUCCAAAAGGUGAGAUAAAAUACGCAUGAUGCCUCGCUCACGAGAGUUCCUAAUGUUUUGCUACAGGAUAUCCGGUCAUCGGUUCGGUUCCUGAUCUUGACCCAAAGAAUCCAUGGAUGAAGAUGGUGGAUUGGAGUAAGGAUUAUGGUACCAUAUUUCAAGUCAACCUAAAUGGAGACAACACUGUCUGGAUUACCUCCCACAAGAUUUGUGAAGAGCUUUUUGUCAAGAGAGGAGCCAUCUACUCAGAUAGACCUUUCCUUGCGGCUAUUGGAGAUGAUUGCAGAUACAGCAAUAGAUAUAUUCCUCUUGUUACCUACAGUGGUGAGUGUCUCAAUCUUUCUGCAUCCAUUCGCAUCGUCCUAACUCUCUCCUAGAGGAUAUGAAGCGUAUAAAAAACUGGAUGAAAAACACCAUGUCCAGUAUGCCACCCGAUCGUCUCAAGACACUUUCUCAAAAAGGCGCCGCAACAUUCGUCACCCGCCUAGUCGCCGAACCCCACCUCUUUAAACAAUUCUGCGAAGAAUGCACAGCCCAAAUCUCCAGUCAAAUGGCCUGGAACGAUUCUCGUCUCUCCACCGCCAAAGAAACCAUCAUGCGAGCCAACCAACUUCUCCGCCGCAUCUCCGCCGAUGGAGACAUCCAAAACAAACUUCCCUUCCUCCGCAAAUUUCCAGACUGGGUUCCGGAUUUUCUGCAGCCAUGGAAAGUCGAAGAACGCGUACGUUUUCUACGAGAGAGAAAUUUCUGGUUUGGGCAAAAAGAGGCCGUGAGGAAGUCGCUUCAAAGUGAGAAGCCGAAUGCUUCUUGGAUGUCGAGACAUCUUACAAUGCCUACUACCCCUAAUUCGGAUGAGGAUAAUACGUACUCGGUUGGUAUGUUGGCGUUGAUUGGAAGUAUACUUACGUCAUCACCUAUUCAAAGUUUCUUUCACGCUAUGAUUGUUAGUCCGGAGUGGCAACGUAAGGGACAAGAGGAGGUAGAUAGAGUGUGUGGCGAACGACCGCCGACUUAUGAAGAUAUCCAAAACAUGCCUGUAGUGAGGGCAAUUAUCAGGGAGAUAUUCAGGUGGAGAAGUCCAGCUCCUGCUGGUAUGUUUAAUUCCUUUUCCUAUUUUAUCUGCUCUCUCCUGAAGCUUUGUUUCCGAGUAAAUGGGUAUAGCAUCCGAUAAGAAUUGAAGAACUAACAAAACAAACCAGGCGUUCCUCAUGUUCUCGCACAAGAUGACAUAUACGAAGGCUACUACAUCCCGAAAGGCACUACCUGUUUUGCCCUUGAAUGGGGUCUAUGCCGAGACCCGGUCCUCUAUCCCGAUCCCGAGAACUUCCGCCCGGAGCGCUGGCUCUCUCCUGAGUUUCCCACAUACCGAGAACCACUCACCCAUUGGCCCUCCAUCAAAUCCCAGCAUGGAUUUGGCUGGGGAAGACGCGCUUGCAUCGGCCAGGAUCAUGUAGAGAUGGUGCUGUUUACAAUUAUGGCGACGAUAUUGUGGAGUGUGGAUAUUAGGAAGAAGAAGAAUGAGAAGGGUGAGGAUAUAGAGGUGCCGUGGUAUGAUUAUACGGCGUAUGUGAUUGUUAGACCGGAGUGGUUUGCUUUUGAUGUUGUGGAGCGGAGGGGUGAAGGGGCGGAUGCACCGAUCAGAGCUGAGUUGUUGAAGGGUAAUGCGGAUAUGGAGAUGGUUAGUGGGGAGGAUGGAAUGUUUAAUGGGAAAGCCGUUGGAUAUGAGAAGAGGGAGAUUUCGUUAAGAUGACCUUGAGUAUAUAUGCUAGGGAAAUAACGUAUUGAUUGUAUUUUUUUUCGUUAUAUUAUUCUUGCUGGUUCAUACCUAGCUCUUUUCCUGAAGUUGUAUGUUUGUGUACGCAAAUUUAGAGAAUAAAUCAGAUACUUCACUGUCUUUCUUUGAGAGUGUAGAUAAACAGGUAUAAGAGCUGUAUCCUCCUGCCCAUCA